Messenger RNA from Carcharodon carcharias (great white shark), 1304 nucleotides. RefSeq names its product transcription elongation factor A N-terminal and central domain-containing protein. Gene Ontology annotation, cellular component: nucleus. Gene Ontology annotation, biological process: DNA-templated transcription. The transcript has 2 exons. Lineage: Eukaryota; Metazoa; Chordata; Chondrichthyes; Lamniformes; Lamnidae. The record is from RefSeq and is a predicted model, not a curated record. Bases 23 to 1159 code for a protein of 378 amino acids.
UAUUGAUGAUGAUCCAGUUCAGAUGAUAAUUAUCGUGGAUUGUAUGGGUAUUGCAAUGAAUGAUCUGAAAGAGGUGAUCUCUAGAGCUCAUCAGAUUGAUAAACUCAUUUCGGGAAACAGCAUCCAAGAGAUAAAGCACCUUUUGAAUGAGUUUGAGUGUCUUCCCAUCACCUCUGAAAUUUUGCAGGAGACUGACCUUGUUAGAGCUGUAUACAGAGUUCUAAAGACUUGUCCUGAUGCAGAUACCAGGAGGAAGGCACGGACUCUAUUGUCUGUCUGGAAGAAGCUUUACAGGAACAGCAGUUUCCAGGGAAAAUGUCAAGACAACAGGCUCUGUGCUUCUAGUGAAGAAAAGAGUGAGAAGCCAAAUAAAACCAAUGAAGGGAUAGUAAAGCCUGGAAAAGAGGUAGAUAGAACAGAUUCUACCUGUGGAAUCCAUGAGCAGCAAUUAGGAAAUGUUCAGGUAACCAUGGCAACUGAGAUCAUCCACAAUCUCCCCACAGAUGAGAUGCUUGAAGAAGCACACAAUGAAAAACCACUUUCAACAGGCAUUGGAUCAAGAGGAAUUAGCCAAGAUGUAGCUGCUAAAAAGCAGCAUGUGUUCGAUACCCAAGCUGUACGGGCCAAAUGCAUGGAACUUCUCUUCCAAGCCCUAAUUGGUUCAGACACAGCCGAUGAAACAAUGGUUGAAACAUGGAAAAGUAUUGCCAAAGAAGUUGAGCAAUUUAUAUACACCUUACACAUGAAAAAUGAUAAAAGGUACAAAGCUUGUGUUCGAAGCAAGAUUGCAAAUUUAAAGAACCCUAAAAAUCCCCAUUUAAGACAGAAGAUAUUAUCAGGGGAAGUAACUCCGCAGCUGUUUGCAGAGAUGUCAGUGAUGGAUAUGGCAAGUGAGGAGCUGAAACAGCAAAGAGCACUGUACACCAUCUCUGGGCUUCAGGACCAUCAGCUACCUCAUGGUCUGGAAGGAACAAAGACAAAUCAAAUCAGAUGUAAACGGUGUGAAAGAUUUAACUGUACAGUGACAGCAAUUGCCAGAGGCACACUUUUUAUUCCAGGUUGGGUUUGUAAUGGAAAUUCCGAUGAACAGAUGAUGACUUUUGUCAUUUGCAAUGAAUGUGGAGAAAAAUGGUAUAAUACUGGCUGGAUUUCUGUUUAAAUGUGACAAAAGAUCAUAUGAGGAAUAGACUUAUUUAUUUGCUAUCUAACAACUAGUGGCUAUCUAUGUCUCUCAAUAGCUAUGCACAAGGUACUGAAUAAAAUAAAAUAUUUUAACCAAUAACCAAUAAAAGCUCUUAAAAAUU